UAUAAAAGAGAAAAAAACAGAUCUACAAAGCAAAGAACGAACAGAUGUACAAAGCAUUAUUGACGUACUAUAUGACGCAUGGUUUGAGUUAAAUAUUAACAGCAUCAAAGCUGCGUAAAACCUGCGCAAAUAGCAGAAAUUUCUUGCCAGCAGAGUAUUAAUGAAAUUCAGGUCAGGUUUAAAUUACAGUCUGGUCGUUAAAUUCAUCUGUGGCUGCCAAGAAAUACAAGAAAAUAAAUUAAUCUUUACAUUGAAUUUAUUUACACUUUUACAUAUGAAAAUAAUGUUAUUUUAAUGCCUUUAGAACCAGGGAAAGAAAACAUUCCAAGAGACGAAAACAAACAAAAAUUGUUUUAGAAUGUAACCGAAAAUGGAAACAAAUUCCCUUUCAAUUGUUCCGGAAGUGAACAUUUUAUUUUUAAAUGUGGUUAACUGGUUAAUAACUGGUUAAUUCCAUGAAACCAAAGUCUAAAUUGUUUAUCACAGUAAAUUUUCUGAAUUACACCCACUUCCAGUAACCCAAAAAAUGAGGCUUCUCUCUUGAACAUGAUAAGCAUGCUUUGAUUCUGAAGGAAACUUCUGCAGUUGAGUUCAUGCAUGCAGGAGAGAGAGAAUUUGGUUAUUAAUUGAUUUUAGAUGGCCAGAUGUAUUUUUGAAACACUUUAAAUAUUUUUGGGUAUACAUUUAAUAUGAAGAGUACAUUUAUUGAAAAUGUUAUUUUAUAUAGACUAUUGUAAACCUUGCUUGUUAUGAUUGCUAACCUUAUAAUUCCACCACAUGAAAAAAAACACACACAAAAAAAAUGGCUUACUUUCACUUAUUUCCCUUAUUUUGAGCUCGUUUUCCAGACCAGGUCCUUUUUUAUUUUUAUUUUUACUGCAACUGGUAUAUCUCAUACAACCUUAGCACAUAGUAUGUUAUUAAACGUUAUUAACCUAACUUUAAUUUCAUUCUAACCGAUUACCAUUUGGAAAUGUAGCAGCGGAAUGCCGGAACCGGAACGAAAAAUAUAUAGUUUCUGCUCAGAAUGAAGCAAAAGGUUUGCGCGCUCUCUCUCUCGCUCUCUCUCUCUCUCUUUUAGGACAAAAACAUUCGACUGGACAUGCCAGUAGCACGGCGACAACAUUAGUGAGAAAUAGAGCCGAUAGUUAAAUAUAUUAAUAUAGCCACUUAGUCUCAAUUAUGGGCUUUUGUUCACUUUUGCUCCAUAUAAACCGCGGCAGCCUCUUGAACGCACGAGGUCUGCCUGACAUCGUGCUGUCCUGAACGGCUUCAGCCUAAGCUAUCCAGAGAUCGACAUACAUCCAUAUAUCUAAGCUUCGGUUUAAAAAUUCUUCUUCUUUUUCUGUACGUUUUGCUGGUAUUUUUGCUGUCUCAUUUUGACCACAAGUAUGGCUCAAAAGAGUGGUUGCUCGAGGAAGCUGCGCUCGAGCGUCGGCCUGAGGAGCGGCUCUUGCUCCAGCAGCGAGAAGCAUGAGCAGCUCCGCGCGGUGAAAGCAAUGUUGAUGGAGCAGUUAGGACCGCACGAGCGCCUGCUCACCCAUCUGCAGUCUGUGCUGGUGUGGGAGAGACCCUUCCAUAGUGUCCUGCUCUACACGGCCGUCAACGUCAUUUUCUGGUUCUUUGCUCUGAGCUCUUUGAGAUUUCUCUUUCUGCUGGCGUCAGGUCUGGCCCUCGCUGUUUGUGUCGACACUUGGAGGAAUAAAAUCUGGCCCAAGAUCAAAGUUAAAAGACAAGAUGAAAGUGAGAAUGACAGCUGGGGUCUGGUGCAGCCUGGGACUUUGAGCAUUCCUGAAUUAUGCCACCACAUGGCUGAAGUGUGGAUCACUGGAUCUUCCUGUGCUGCAGACAUUGUGCAAUUUAAACGGCAAAAUCCAGGGAAGUUUUGUAUGCUGGUUUGUGGCCUGUUUACCUUACUGGCCAUGGUGGGGUGCUACAUACCUGGAUUGGUACUCUCAUACGUGGCUUUGUUGGGUGUGUUGCUGUUCCCAUUGGCAUUGUAUUAUCGGCUGUGGCAGCGUGCAUGUUUGAAGCUGGAGCCGGCCCUGCAGUGGCUGGACUUCAGCGUCAAAGGAUACAUGAUGUCAAAGCCUAUAGAUAACCAGUUUCUCCGUAAACCCAUCAGAAAUGUGACCUUGGAUGAAGCCAGUGACAGUGAGGAAGAGCUGGCUGCUUUCUGCCCAACGUUUGAUGAAGCAGUGGUUGCUAAGGAACUGGCACUUACUGACUCUGAACAUUCAGAUGCAGAGGUAUCAUACAUGGAUAAUGGUACCUUUAACCUCUCCAGGGGUCAAACCCCCCUCACAGAGGGCUCAGAAGAUCUAGAUAGGCAUAGUGACCCAGAGGAAUCAUUUGCCUGUGGGCUUCCAGACUUCCCCUCCAUCAACCCAGAUGCCACCCUGAUGGAGGACGAUGAUGAUGCCAGCAUCGGGAUUCCCACUCUGAACUCAGCCGCCCUUUCUGGCCCUCGUGGUUCUACCUCUGCCUUGCUGGACCUGGAGACCCAGAUGGACUCCGAUCAGGAAGACCUCGACCUUGAGCUGUCCCUAGGCUCCUUAAAUACUACCUCUGACCUCACUAGUAACCUGGCAGGGCUCAUAGCCAGCAACAUGAUCCAGGCUGCAAUAACAGGAGCCAUGCAGCCUCGCCCACCCCAGGGUCCUCGGAGAGAGAGCGGCCCACGGGCAGGAGCUCCGAGGGGAUACAGGAAGCAGUCAAGCUCGGAGCUGGACACAGACCAGGACAUUGAUGGAGAGGAAUUUGAGAUGUUGGAUCAGUCAGAGCUGAAUCAGUUGGAUCUGUUUGGAGGGGUGGGUGGGAGAGGAGGGAGUCAGGUUGGCCAGAACAGGUCCCAGGGAUCCAAUUUCCUGUCCAACUUACUGGGGAAGCCACAGUGAGCCCUGUGUUUGUUUGUGUGUGUGUGCAAUACAUACCAACUUUACAGAUCCUCCCUCUGUCUGUCUACUUCCUGUAUAUCUACUUGUCCCUCGCACCUUGAUCUGUGUAGAAGUUUGCAGUGUUUGAUUGAAUGUCUACUGAAAUGCUCUAGUUUUGACCUUUGCUUGAGUGAGUGAACGAGUAAGGCAGAGUGAAUGAUUGUAUUUAUUUUGCACUGUUAAUGUAACAUUAAGUCGAAAUUAUGCUUUGAUUUUUCAUAUGCCGCUUCGCCUCUUGGCUAGAAAAUUUGAUAUGUGUAAGAUGUAAUGGCAGGUGAAAAAACUAAGCACAUCUUUGGCUUUAUGUUCCACUUGCCAGGAUUUCUCCACUGGCUGCAGUUGAUAUCACUGUGAAGUAAUCUUGUCAUUAGUCUCUUUUUGUGCUCGGUGAUCUUCAGUGUCCUCUCUCAUUUAGUGUGUGAUUUAUGGGUGUGAGUGAGACUUGAAUGUGAAAGACUCCAAUUUAUUUUGUAGGCUAAGCAAUAGGACAACAGAUACAGACACAUUACAAUGAUCAGAAAUAUCUUUAACUUCUUAAAACCAGCAAAAUAAACACCUAACUUUUUAAAUGCAUCCCAAACUAAAUAAAAUGUUAUUGAUCUUUGACACCUGAAGCUUUUUGUUUCAUACAGUCAGUAUUGUUUGUGUCUUGGAUAAUUAACAUAUGAUAGGACCAAAUCAGACAUUCCACCAUCAGUGCUGGUCAAGACCAUAAAUGUAUACAAAAACUAAGUCAUCUAUAGACCUUAUUCACAGUAGCGCCAUGUUUGAAUUUUGACGCAAAUGAAAAUGAGGCUGUGAGGGAUAGACUUACCAUCUCUUCAAUGGCAUGCACAGAACAAAGCUUUAUUAAAGCUCCUAUAUCCCUUAUGAUUUUCCAUAACUCAUGUUGUGUGGUAUUUUUUUGUCUACUGAAUGUUCUUGGAAAUAUAUGUAUAUAUUUUCAAUGUUUUGUCAGUGGAACAAUCCAAAAACUAUUUAAACUGCAGUAUAGCCCAUUGAAGAGACUGUACGUCUAUCCCUCACAGCCUCGUUGUCAUUCUGGUCAAAAAUAAGAUUGUGCACAGCAAAGGAGGGCCACAGCCUGAUCUCAUGUAAUUAAGACUCAUAGAUGAGAGCUCUUGUUACAGUCACUAGUCAAAAGUGUAAUGAACAGCAUACAGGUUAUAUUGCUAUACCCAAAAAAAAAAAAAAAAAAAAAACAUUUUUCCCUUUGCUUCUUUUCCAUUUAUAUUUCCAUAUAUUUACUGCCCUGCAUUUUCUGGCUCAACAUGAUUUUAAAACAUUUACAUAGAUGAGUCAAGAACUCACCUUGUUUUACAUAUCAGACAUUUGGCUCGCAUUAACAGAAGAGGGUUUCACCCUCUACAUUUCAGAAGGUAACGACAGGUGUCUUUUUUUAACCAGGGUAACUUUACUGGCUUUCAAAUGAAUCUGUUCUUCAUUGUGUUUUUAAUGAGAAAUCAAAAUAAACAAAUACACAAACAUGUCAGUUCGUCAGUUCACCUUGCUUGACAUCCUGUGUUCGCUGUUCAUCUCGAUAAUAUGUAGCAGUAUACAUGGAUUUUGUCUGCAAUGACUCUACCUCAAACAAGCAAUUUGGCUGUAACUGCCAUCAUACACAGCCUCCUUUAACCAUUUUGAUUUUAUACAGAAUCUUUUAUACAGGCAAAAGGCAGGAAAACUGCAAAAAAUCUCAUCUGCUGUACAAAUCUGGCUCUGAGAUUUCUCAUCUGAUUGGUAAGAGAUUUAAAGCAGAACAACAUCUAGCAUUAAGUACUAAUGCACAAAGGAAUAAAUACUCUACUUUUCUUCCUUACCAAGAUUAUGAGUUUUGUGGAAUGAUGGAACUGCUAAAUUAAUGAUUUUGAUUUGCUAUUUUAUUUAGCUGUUAUAUUGCAUUUUUAGUUGAUGCUGAACCUUUUUAGUUAGACUAAAGUCCAAUUAGUUUACACUUUUUAUAUCUCUGACCCAAUGCUGACGAGAGUUGUCAUUGCUGGCUUUGUUUCUUUUUAAGUGUCUGCUGGAAAUAAGAAUGACUGCAAAAGUGCGAUAGUACACCAAAAAAAUAAAAAUAAUAAUAAUUCUGUUACCAUAAAUCAACCAAGUGAUUUCUAACCACCUUUAAAAAUACAAGGAAUGCAAGUCUUUGAUUUGGUUUUCUCUUUAUUUAGAAGACUUAAGUCUUAAUUGAAGGCUUAUUGAUCAGUAAGGAACUUUGGAGAGCAUUGUAAUUUAUAGUAAAUGGUCAUUCAGGAAGCAAAAGGAGACAGUUUAUCUCUAAUCAUCAGUGAUGCUGAGAAUUGGUGGAUUCAGUCUGCCACUUCCUGCUGUACCAGAAUAUGUGUAUUACAUUUUAAAGCCUACAGGCUUCUGUUAGUUAAGAACAGUAUAGUGCUGUUUAUUGGAGUGAUUCUUUUGCUACGAUUGUACUCUUUCCCUUUGUUUGGAAGCCCCAAGAAUUGAAUUGCUGAUGAUUUGUUUGGACUGUUGUGAUGAAAAGAAAAUCAAGCUUGAACGAGCAGUAAAUCAGCUUUUUUUAUGAGUGUCAAUGUGAUUACCAUACAAUUGAAACAUUCUCUGCUCAUUUUACCCUUUCUAUUCACCUUUUUGUGGUCAAUUUAAAGAAGCGUCACCAGCAAAUCAAAUGGGACAAUAAUGUGGUUGUUUUUAUAUAGCAAAAUAUAUAUGUGUAUAUUACACCCAGUGUCAUCUGUUGAUGUUGUACUGAUGUCAGUGAUUUAAAUAUGAAUCAGUUAGCUGUCUGCCAUUUUUAGGCUGAAAAUACAGAAUAAUUUAUUUUUUCUCUCUUUGUGUGAACAUUUUUACAAGAGUCUUUAUGUAGCUGGAUUCUGCAAUGUCAGUGAUUUUUUUUUUUAUUAUUAUUAUUAUUUUAUCUGUAGAGUAUUUCCCUCUUCCAUUCUCUGUCAUUGGUUUUGAUAACUUUUUAUGUUCAAGACAAUAAACAGAUGAAUAAUAUUCUCAAAGUACAAAGUGUGUUCUUUGUUGUGUGUUAUACUAUAGUUUUACAGUUAUGCGAUGACCUAUUGACUUAAAAGAAUGUUUAUAGUCAACAAAUGAAAAUGUAAUUGUUAUUAUUAUUAAAAUUCCUAGUAACGGCUAUUUCAGUAUUGUGUAUGCAAUUUUUAGCUAAGCAAGCAGUGGUGGACGGCGCUGCACAAUUCAAAUUCAGUACAAUACAACAGUGUAAGAAUGUGAAGCACCUACUAUGCUUCUACAGGAAAUAAUAUUUCUGCAUCAAAUCAAAGUGUGCAUUUUUCAUUUUGUCCAAAUGUUCUGAGAAUGAUGAGAUUUAAAGUUUUGCUAAUUGACCUGUUUCAUUUGACGUCACUGUAUCAAACGUUCCAUAUACAUUCAAUAUGCUGCGCUGUGGGAUGCGACAAAAGCCUUCAGGAGUUAAAAGCAGCUCCUACAUUCAUACAGGCGGGAUCAUCACUGACGUUCUAAAAUACUGUGACUAAAUCAGA
Molecule: messenger RNA, 6424 nt
Organism: Myxocyprinus asiaticus (Chinese sucker)
Lineage: Eukaryota; Metazoa; Chordata; Actinopteri; Cypriniformes; Catostomidae
Product: reticulophagy regulator 3-like
Exons: 9
Coding region: 1392-2897 (501 amino acids)
Biological process (GO): reticulophagy
Source: RefSeq, a predicted model, not a curated record